This is a messenger RNA of Cavenderia fasciculata, 822 nucleotides long. RefSeq lists its product as uncharacterized. NCBI's taxonomy places the organism in Eukaryota, Evosea, Eumycetozoa, Acytosteliales, Cavenderiaceae. The record is from RefSeq and is a predicted model, not a curated record. The transcript has 4 exons. Bases 1 to 822 code for a protein of 273 amino acids.
AUGAUCUUGAAUCAAUCAUAUAAAUACCUUUUGGUAUUGGAAAUUUCAAAGAAAGAUUUAUAUAUAACCGAGAGUGGAUAUUCAUUUGGCAUUAAAGACUUUCCAACCGAUACCAAGGAACAAGCCUUGGCCAUGAAGGGUGCCUCUUUGAUAGCUACCAUUUUAAUUGUAGCCUUUUCAGCCAUCACUUGUAAUUCAGUGCAACUUAUUACUACAUGUUCAUCAUGUUAUUUAUCAAUGUCAAAUUCGAUUUAUUACUUGAACCAAAUCAUUGACAAUGAUAAUUAUAAUUUCUAUAAUUGUCCAGAUCUUUGUAACUUACUUGCAACAUCUGAUCGUUUAGCUUGUAAUCUUACCUGUGAAAGUCUUGGUUUUGCUAGAUUUGUUAGUUAUAUAGGUCAACCUUAUGCCGAUCCAAUUGGUUUGUGUCAAGAUGCUUCCAUUUGUCCAUUCAAUGUCGAUCCAACAGGAUACAUUUCUGCUUUGUAUGUCUCACCAGCUGGCGCACCAGCAGGAACUGCAUUCAACAUUACCAUGAAUUUCUAUGGCUCCAUCCAAGCUGGUCAAGCCCAAGUUAUCAUCAUGACACCUUUGGGAUCGCCAUUGGUCAUUUCAAACAAGUUGUUGAUCAAUUUCAAUGGUACCAAUACCAUCAACUUUUCGAUACAGUCAUAUUCCUCUUCGACACCAGGUUCCUACCAGAUUACAGGUCUUGUAUGUUCUGAAUCUUGUGAAUCAAAUGAUGAAGUAGCACAAGUUUUAGACAAGGUCUUUGUUGGAUUUACUAUUUUCCCUGCUUCUGCUGCAAUUGGUAGUCUCUAA